UUGUGAAGUUUUGCCAUGUCUUCGGAUUGUCCGGUGGUGCAUCGGAAGUGCUUGGGCUGCCCUGCCCAGGGUGAUCUUGGACGCUGGUACGAGUGUUUUGUGUGCGGCUCCCAGAUCACAUUCUGUGGCGCCUGUUUCGAUCUGGGCAAAAAUCGAGUUAGCCCCAAGCACAAAUACUAUCACCCCAUGCGUGCCGCUUACAAUAAGAAAAUGCUGGACAUCUACUUUGGCGGCGAGGUGUUGGUGAAUGGCGAGGCUCCGCAGAGCUUCAAGUGUCCCUUUUGCGAUGAGUUGGGCUUCACCGCCGAGGAGUUGAUGGUCCAUGUGGAGGGGAAACAUUCCUCCCAUCCGGAUGCCUCUGCAUUGAUAGAAAUAUUGAAGAACAUGUGGAUUGCUCGCAAUGGUGCUUGUGGUUAUGUUCGUAGUCGUGCCAAGGAGCAGCAGCUAUCGGGUGGCAUACAGGAUGCCAUGGAGGAGGACUAUAAGAUAUCCACUGAGAUUCGCUGCCAGGAGAAGUCCCGCGGCGGACUGAGCUAUGAGGUCAUCCUGGCCGAACCGGCACCCAAUGUGGCCGUGCCCAAGCGUCCGGUCACCCCCGGCAAGAACGUCAGCGUGGAGGAGAUUGAGCAGAAGCUCAAGGCAGCCGAAGAGCGUCGCAUUUCUCUGGAGGCCAAGAAGAUGGCUGAUAUCUCGAACAAGUUGGCCAAGGUGGAUGAGGCCACCCGCAAGAAGGAUGAGAUCACCAAUGAGUUCAUCACUCAGACCAAGGAGCAAUUGGAGACCAAGAUGGAAUUGCAUGUGGAGAAACGCGAGGCAAUCAUCAGUGACAUGAAGGAGAAGCUAAAGAUUCAUGCUCAGGAGAUUGAAAAGACGCGCGAGACUUUGGAGCAGCAGAAGGCCAAUGAGCAGAAGGCCAUUGAGGAGAAGCUCAAGAUAGCUCAGGCUUUGCGAGAUGAAAACAUUAAGAAGAUGCUCAAUCGCCUCAAGGAGCAUAACACUGUCAAAAUUGCCGAGGUUAAAUCACACCAAGAUCAAUUGGAAUCACAAAAGAUCGAGGAGAAGGCGCGCAUAUAUGAAAACAAAUUGUUUGCCGCCGAGCAGAACCGCGAAAAGGAGAUACAAAAGAAAAUCGAAAAAGUGCAAAAACUUGAGCGUCGUGCCGAGCUCGUGCGCCAGAACAAGGCCCAGACCCAGGAUAUGGAUGGACAGCAGAAUGCCAUCGCCUCGUCGGGUUAGAGGAGCUGUGCAGGACGUAGACCGUCAUUACUUACUGCAACAACAAAACAACAAAAUAGAGAAACUACAACGGCAACACUACAUACACCAACCACACAUAUUUAAGCAAAAUCUAAAGCAAAAGGCAGCAUCAAAUUUGCUUCAAGAAUAUUUCAAGUAUUAUAAACGACAUAGAAGACGGGGCAGGGGCAUAUCGAAUGCAUCUCAAGAUUCCGCUGAGCGAGAUGAGGCCCUAGAAAGAUAUAGCAACAACCAGCAACAUUUAUUCACAAAUCUUUUCAACGAUACAAAACAAAACAAAAAGCAAGGUGAAAUCCGAGCGAUAUAGCAAACGGCAAAAUUAAUUUAAACAUCAAAUCUAUAAACAAAAGCCUUUCAAAAUACGUUUUCUCAAGUUCGAAUUUCUCGUUUUACACUUGUUCAAUUUGACGAUUUUAAACACCUUUAAAGCUCCUCCUCCUCCUACAGAUUGUCAUCAAACUGAACGAGAAAUUCGAAACAAACGUAUUUUAAAAUAAAAGCCAUACAA
This is a messenger RNA of Drosophila subobscura, 1765 nucleotides long. It is a transcript of the gene stai, whose product is annotated as stathmin. Gene Ontology annotation, molecular function: tubulin binding. Gene Ontology annotation, biological process: microtubule depolymerization; regulation of microtubule polymerization or depolymerization; neuron projection development. The coding region runs from base 16 to 1236 and encodes 406 amino acids. The transcript has 6 exons. Gene Ontology annotation, cellular component: cytoplasm; neuron projection. NCBI's taxonomy places the organism in Eukaryota, Metazoa, Arthropoda, Insecta, Diptera, Drosophilidae. The record is from RefSeq and is a predicted model, not a curated record.